GGGUGCUAAGUUUCUCUAAGAGAGGGUGGCAUUGCCAUCUCCUAAUCUUCUAUUUAAGGGUAACCACUAGAAAGUCGUUCUUUUCAGGAAAGGAAAUAGUUACUGUAAGGAAACUGGAGGUGAUCGAACCCCUGGAAAAGUUUCCCCCACUUUGAACUUGGCAAUGUUUCACUGCAGGUCAUGUCCACAUGGAAAGCAAGGCUCACCAAAAGACUGAAAUCUCCAUCUAGAAGGAUGCAUCCUUUUCCAUGCUCAGCUCUGCUUGCUUGUUUUGGGAAUACAAGGGAGAAUGCACCCUUUGAUCAGCCCAGCACAGCUGAUACUCAUUCCACCAUCUACGUUCAGCCCAUGGCCAAAGCAGAGAGGCACUCAUGUCACUCGAAAGGGGAAGAAGGAACUCCAGAGAAGAGGGAAGAUUCCGGCAUCUGUUCAGAGAAAAAUGGCAGUGCAAAUCUGAAUUCAAGCAACCACACUUCCAAUCAGCCUGCUGAGACCACUGAGGAUUCACCUGGGUCACUAGAAGGUAAAUUGGACUGUGAAGCAGUUACUUUCCAGACUUCUAUCCCCAGACCAUCAAUUAUUGAAAUGCCAACGGAAGAAAAGGAAUCCCUGGAAGAAUCUAAAUGCCUUGAGUUGGGACAGAAGAUGGCACCAGGUAGAUUUCUGAAGCCAACCAAACUCAAACAGAAGGAAAACCUCCCGGAACCAAAACCUCAGACUUUGUCCGAGCUCCCGCCUGACCUGGCGCACUCCCUUCGGGGCAGCCGCGAUCCCGAGCGCAGAGCCCGCAGCCAGCGCGGCGGGGCGGGGCUUGGGCGGGGCUUCCGCAGUCGCACCCCGCCCCCAGCCCUGCCCCGCUGCUUAAUUCGGAGGCGCGGGGCCGCGGGGUGUGAAAGAGCCGCCCUGUGCUGGACCCGCCGCCGCAGCCGUCAGAGCCGCCGCCCGCGCCGCCUCGGGGCCGCCCUGAGCAGCCGGGCCGCUGGGCGCCGCCGCGGCCGCCCGGAGCGAGCGCCGGGGAGGGAGCCGCGCGCCUUUGUGAGCGCGCCGAGGUAG
This is a messenger RNA of Mustela erminea (ermine), 1053 nucleotides long. RefSeq lists its product as uncharacterized. Lineage: Eukaryota; Metazoa; Chordata; Mammalia; Carnivora; Mustelidae. The record is from RefSeq and is a predicted model, not a curated record. The coding region runs from base 181 to 1053 and encodes 290 amino acids. The transcript has 3 exons.